GUAGGAACACGAAGUGAUGCUGUCCUUCUUGUCCCCCUGCAGCUUUCAGAGGGAAUCAACGCAGGCCAAGGCCUGGGGAUCGAAAUCAUUGCCACCUUCCAGCUGGUGUUGUGUGUCCUGGCCACCACGGACCGGAGAAGGAACGAUGUCUCGGGAUCAGCACCCUUGGCCAUCGGUCUCUCUGUUGCCUUGGGGCAUCUGCUUGCUAUCGACUACACCGGCUGUGGAAUUAACCCGGCCAGAUCCUUCGGCUCGGCACUGAUCGCCAACAACUUUGAAAAUCACUGGAUCUUCUGGGUCGGCCCAAUCAUUGGAGGAGCGAGUGCUGCCCUGAUCUACGACUUCAUCCUGGCUCCCAGGACCAGCGACCUGACCGACCGCAUGAAGGUGUGGACCAGUGGCCAGGUGGAAGAGUACGACCUGGAAGGAGAUGACAUGAACUCCCGUGUGGAAAUGAAGCCCAAAUAAAGGAGGACAAGGAAGGGGGGGAAAAAAAAA
Molecule: messenger RNA, 498 nt
Organism: Lepidothrix coronata (blue-crowned manakin)
Lineage: Eukaryota; Metazoa; Chordata; Aves; Passeriformes; Pipridae
Product: aquaporin-1-like
Exons: 3
Biological process (GO): hyperosmotic response; renal water transport; carbon dioxide transmembrane transport
Cellular component (GO): membrane
Molecular function (GO): ammonium channel activity; carbon dioxide transmembrane transporter activity; glycerol transmembrane transporter activity
Source: RefSeq, a predicted model, not a curated record